AUGGCCUCAGGCGCAAGCAAACUGAUACCCAGCGAUCCGGAGAAGGUGAUGGUGAUACGGCGAGUGACUCCAGAUGUCGUUACCUUGAGCACACCCUUCCUCCGCUUUGGCAGAAUCAAGAUCGGCGGUAGAGGCACGCUCGUUCGUCUUCAGAGCGGAUCAGUCGCCGUCUUCUCGCCAGUCGUCUUGACCGAGAGCGUCAAGAAGGAGACAGAAACACUGGGUCAGCUCAAGUACAUCGUCGCUCCAGACCAAGAACACCACAUCUUCCUCGAGAGCUGGCACAAGGCAUACCCGGAAGCCCUCCUCAUAGGUCCAGAGACACUUCCAUCCUUGCGCGACAAACAAUCCUACUUCAAGAUCCCCUUCACCCACCUCACCAAGCCCAACACCCCCAUUUCCAUCUCGCCCGAAUUCGACGCCGAGUUCGACUGCGAGUACGUUCACGCCCACGGCAACAAAGAGCUCGUCUUCAACCACCGUCCCUCCAAAACCCUGAUCGAAGCCGACCUUCUCUUCAACCUCCCCGCUACGGAGCAGUUCAGCAAGUCCGGCGUAUCACCUACCAGCGGGAUCUUGACAAACAUCUUCAACGGACUGCAGAACACGAAGGGCGAGGCGAUUUGGCAGAAGAGGUCUUUGUGGUAUGCGCUGGCUGAGGAUAAGGAAGCGAUGAAUGCGAGCAUGGCGAGGAUUGCUGGGUGGGAUUUUGACAGGAUUGUGCCGUGUCAUGGAGAUGUUAUUGAGAAGGGCGGGAAGGGCAUUUUUGAGAAGAUUAUGAGUUGGCAUAUUGAGGCAGCGAAGAAGCAGGGAUAG
Molecule: messenger RNA, 816 nt
Organism: Fulvia fulva
Lineage: Eukaryota; Fungi; Ascomycota; Dothideomycetes; Mycosphaerellales; Mycosphaerellaceae
Exons: 2
Coding region: 1-816 (271 amino acids)
Source: RefSeq, a predicted model, not a curated record